AUGGCUCUACAUACACAACCUCAUCCUAAACAAAAAUACAAAUACCUACCAGAAACAACCACCCACAAAGCCACAAUCCUCGGAUUUCCAUCCCGCUGCUCAACCUUUCCAGCCCUAUAUGAAGCAACAUGUGCCGAGAUCAUCGAUCUAGCUGGCACAAUCGCCUUCUUCGAACCAGUAUGGCUACACGUCAGACCAGAAGAUGAGCCGCGCGCAAAAGAACUAGUCGCAAAGCGCAUGGCUUCAGCAUCGGCGACUGAAAAGGCUCGUGUAACUCUCAUUCCCCUUCCGAUUAAUCAUUGCUGGGUUCGUGAUACGGGGCCAGUUUAUGUGCGUGGUGAAGAUGGGCGGCGCUUUGCGAUUGACUUUCGGUUUUGUGAGUGGGGGAAUAAGAUUGAUCAGCUAAUUUAUACUUCCUCCGAGUCCGAGUGGCCUGUUAUGAACGAAGAGCGACAGAAGGAGAAUGCCACCUUCGCUUGCCGGGUGCUAGAGCGCGAGAAUUCCGUCCCUGGUUCAAAUCCAGUGACGAGAGUCGAAUCAGCCGUCCGGCUUGAAGGUGGCGGGAUCGAACUAGACGGUCAAGGAACACUCAUGGCAACAGAAAGCAGCGUGCUCGUCCCAUCGCGAAAUGCAGACCUCUCCCGCUCAGCCGUCGAGGCCGAAUUACACCGGCUACUAGGUGUAACGAAGUUCAUCUGGAUCCCAGGUCGUGAAGGGCUCGAUAUAACAGAUUGCCACAUCGACGCCGAAGCACGCUUUAUCGCACCGUGUGUUGUGGUGCUCUGUAAACCGCAUCCAAGCUGUGAGGCUGUAUACUGGGACAUCUACCGUGAAGCGCGCGCGAUACUUGAUACAGUCACUGAUGCGCACGGCCGUCGAUUGCAGAUUUAUGAUAUUGAGGAGCCAGAUCCAGAGCUUGUCAGGGGCCAGGGUGGAGUUGUUCCCGGUGAGGAGGAUAUGCCUGCGGCUUCUUACGUUAAUUUCUACUUUACCAAUGGGGGUUUGGUCGUGCCGGCUUUUGGGGAUGCCGAGGCUGAUUUGAGGGCUUUUGAGCUUUUGAAGAGCCUUGUCCCUAGGAGGGUGGUUAGACAGGUUUUUGUUAAUGCGUUACCUAGGACUGGGGGUGUGUUGCACUGUGCUACGCAGCAGGUGCUUUGA
Penicillium taxi is the source of this 1158-nucleotide messenger RNA. RefSeq names its product agmatine deiminase family protein. Lineage: Eukaryota; Fungi; Ascomycota; Eurotiomycetes; Eurotiales; Aspergillaceae. The coding region runs from base 1 to 1158 and encodes 385 amino acids. The transcript has a single exon. The record is from RefSeq and is a predicted model, not a curated record. Gene Ontology annotation, biological process: putrescine biosynthetic process. Gene Ontology annotation, molecular function: agmatine deiminase activity; protein-arginine deiminase activity.